ACAUCUGUGAUUUCUGGGUGUUUCCCAACACAUACUGUAUACGCGUAAAUCUCGCAGAUUUUUUGUUGUGCUGCGGAAUGUUUUUAAAAAGUGCCAAUUAAGCGAGGGAGACCAUGUAAACUGGACAUAAUCAGCAAAAUCGCAGUAACUAUUCACUCGGAGGAUGUACUUUCCAGUAGGAUGGCCCAAGCGGGUGAGCCUGGCACUGCCCGGCGAAAGUGCAAGCAUACGACAUAUCUGCUGUGAUGCCGUCAAAAUACUCGUGGCCGCCGUGGGAGACGAUUUCCUGGGUAUCUGGUACGCGAGCCCGCUCAUCCCAAUCGCAUACUUUCGGCGCUCGACAGACUCCCUCCAGCAGUAUGGCCCGAGCCAACUAGUCGUGUGGAAACCCGACUCUCGUCAGCUAGUUAUACUUACGGCCGCAGGCGCCCUCCUCCUGUAUCAGCUAGAUUUCGACGCCAAUGGAAGUGGGAUCCUACAACAGGUCGACCCUCCCGCGGCAAGUCUGAAGCGGGACUCGGCGGAGCUGUUCAUCAAGGAGAACAUUCCACGGUUGAGCCUGCGCGAGGUCUGCUGCGUGACUCUUGGGUCCGUUAUAACGGCGGUGUGUUGCAUUAGCCUGAGCGAACUACUUCUAGCCACGCAGUCCUGUGAGCUCCUGCGUCUGCAGUGGGCGCAGCUAGAGCUGGCGGACAAUGAAAUACAGUUGCCUGCCUUGUCCGCCAUCCAGUUGCGCGAGAUUCCUUUCUACGUCCAGCAACAGCCGCAUCAAGCAACAGCCCGUAAUGUGCCACCAAUGGGAAGAGAUUCGUAUGUGGCUUCCUUGGAGUACUCACCUUUUAUUGGAGGGUGCGCAGCCGUUUUCAGUGAUCGUCGCGCUGCCUUUCUUGUCGCCAGCCAUCUGCGCUUCGACACCACCCACAUGCACGGAUUUUGGGUACCUGACGUAGAAGACGCGAGUGUAUGCAGUGUUAACCACAAGUUCCGGCUACUGGCAUACGGGCAGGAAAGCUCUGCAGUUCAUGUGUACGCUAUAGAUGAUGCCACUGGCGGCUUGGAGUUUUCCCACCGCCUUAUGCUUACCGAGAACGUGUUGCCGGACAGCCUUGGAGCUGUCAACGAGCUAAAGUGGAGUCCCGACGGCUGCGUGCUGGCAGUGAGCUGGAAAAACGGUGGUUUGUCGCUGUGGAGCACCUUUGGCGCGCUUUUGAUGUCCACUCAGAGCUGGGACUUUGGUCUUAAUGUAGAUCUGUUGCGGCACAAUCCACUUAAGCUGCGUCGCCUGGAAUGGUCCACUGAGGGCUACCAGCUAUUUAUGCUCACGCAGAAGCCGUCAGAAGGGCAGGAAGAAACCGAAAAAAACCAGAGCAAUGUUCUGCAGCUGCAAUUUGUGAAGAGCGCGCUUAGUAUGAACCCGUGUAUGACGGCCAACCCCCACAUCCUGCUACAGGGAGAAGAUUGCUUGUACCUCAACCAGGGCAAUAACCUAGAGAGGACGUACGCCGGCAGCCAGGCCACAUUUCCUUCGAGCGGCUCAGGGGCAGAACAGGCUACGGAUGAUGACUGCUUGGAGCUUAAGCAGAGUCCCCACACUGGAAGCAUUCUCACCGAGAGCAAGUACUGGACGGUGCUCCAACUGCCGCUGAACUAUGCGGCAACCAACUGGCCCAUUCGAUACGCCGCGAUCGACCAGGAGGGACUGCACUUGGCGGUGGCUGGGCGCACUGGUCUCGCCCAUUACUCACUGGUGUCCCGCAGGUGGAAGUUAUUUGGCAACGAGUCCCAGGAGAAGGACUUCGUGGUGUCCGGCGGCCUCCUUUGGUGGCAAGGUUUUGUGGUCAUGGGCUGCUACUCCCUUCUGGAUCGAACGGAUGAACUGCGCUGCUACCCGGCGGAGUGCAAGUUGGACAACCAGUUCGGCCACAAGGUGCAGGUGCGCGCACCGGUUAUCAGUCUGAACUCGUUCCGGCACCAGCUGAUCGUGCUCACUGCCGACGGUAUAGUUAGUCUCUUUAAUAUGACUAAAAAGUCGGCAUACGCCCUUGACAUCGAGUGUGCCUAUGAGCUGGAUGUAAAGAGCAUCUGCAUCCAUCCGGCCUGCAUUGUGAGUCUUACGGUGACGAAUCUCAGGAACGAGUUUAAGCCGCAAGGCCAGCUUCCGACGGGUGCGGAACAGGCCGAGACGAUCAUCGUGAAUGUGUGCGGUCGCAUCCUGAUGAUCCAGCGUGAUUCCAGCGAACAGGUUCCCAACACUCUCCUGGCCACCUGCUUAGCCAGUUGCGUGGAGGUAUUUUGGCUUUCCCACUCCCUGGAGCGCUGCGCGAUGCGCGACUGUCUGUGGCUCUAUUCGGGAGCACACGGAAUGCGAGUGUGGUUGCCUAUUCUGCCGCCCGGCAGAGAGCGACGUGAGGGCGAUCAGGUUGGAGCUCAACGACUACACAGCUUUAUGUCCAAGCGGAUCAUGCUGGGAUUUCCGUUGAAGCUUUACCCUUUGGUCGUGCUCUUCGACAACGUAAUCGUCCUCGGCGUGGAGAACGAGAGCACUUUGUAUGCCAGCGAGCAGGGCUCUCACUUCUCGCUUCCAUUCGCCCUCAUGGAACGCAAGUCGCAGGUCUACCUCCACAAGGUUCUGCGCCAGCUAAUUAAACGGAAUCUCGGCUACUCGGCGUGGGAGAUCGCUCAGUCCUGUCGAUCGCUUCCCUACUUCCCCCAUGCUCUGGAGCUGCUCCUGCACGAGGUGCUUGAAGAGGAGGCAACAAGCAAACAGCCAAUUCCAGACGCCCAGCUGCCCAGCGUGCUAGAUUUUAUUCGGGAGUUUCCAGUCUAUUUGGAGACCAUUGUCCAAUGUGCUCGCAAGACGGAAAUCGCCCUUUGGCCGUACCUCUUCUCGAUGGCAGGCAAGCCCAAAGAGCUGUUCCAGCUUUGCCUGCAGUCCGAGCAACUGGACACCGCUGCCAGCUACCUAAUAAUCCUGCAGAACCUGGAGCCCUCCGUGGUUAGCAAGCAGUACGCCACCAUGCUGCUGGACAUCGCGUUGCAGCAGCGCAAAUGGGAGUUAGCCAAGGAUCUGAUUCGAUUCCUGAAGGCCAUCGAUCCCAACGAGAUUGACUCGCCGCGCUCCUCAAUGGUGGUGAACGUGAAGAUCGCACCUCCCCCGCAGGUUAGCCAACAGCAGCAAGUGAACCAGAAUGCGGACGCAUUCAACAUGGUAUUGGGUCCCAUUGCGAGGGAGCGCAGCUUCUCCACAACGGUGACUAGCAACUUGCCGAAGGACAAGCAGACGCCGACUACGGGAGCGACUCCAGCGACAGAAACGAGCAGUUCGGGCGCACCCACAGUGGUGCGCCGCCGAUCCACCAAGCAGCGGGAAAUUUUCUGCAUCGACCUGAUCCUUCAGAGACAUGCUCGCCAACUGCUGCAGAACCACAAGCUGAUAGAUCUGGGCCACAUGUGCGCCUACCUGGACUUUCAUCUGGUCACCUGGCUUUCGCAGGAGGUGGAGCGUGCCGCCAAGCUAGAGGACUUCGCACGAGCUCUGCAAACGCUGCACGAAGAACUGCAGCUUCCAAUACCCUUCCCGCCUCCCUCUAAGGAUGACUUCGACCAGCUCCGCGGCAGCCGACAGGCGGGCGGAGCGGGAUCGUCGCAGACCUCGGAGUCGGGCUAUUUCAGUCUAGCCACUCCCAAUGGGGCGGCAACGCAGUCCCCGCAGCUGCAGCCAAGUAUUAAGGAAGAGGAGGAGGACCUGCAGCAGCCUAGCUCGCUUCCCGUGCUGAAGACGCGUUCCGGAUCGCAGCUCUCGUUCGACAACUUCCGAUACCGACGACUCUAUUCGCUGCCUGCUUCUGAAGACGACCUUGCCGUGAAUCCGCUGCCCGAAAAGCUGUCCAUUAAGCUGCGUUACUUGCUGCAGCUAUUCAUCGAGGCAAACUGUACGGACUACGCCCUGGUGCUCUCGAUCUUGCUCCAGGAUGCCGCUUCCAUUUCCCGCAUCGUAAAUGGGAUCAUCCGGAGCGAGUCGGUCCUCACCUGUCGGCGAAUGGAAGCUGCUCUGAAGCAACUGAGUCAGAGCACCUUCGAGCACAGCGGGUCUCUCUACCGAGGAUUUGUGCUAACCCUUCAGCCGCACAUCUAUCUUCUGGAGCAGUACAUCCAAUCCCUGGGCGACGUCUCCUGUGCGCCGCUACGUGAAACCAGUACGAGUAGUGAUCAGGGCGCGGACUCUGGCACCGGCCUCAAUGAAGAUGAAGUGGAUGAUUUUGUGCCAAAUCGGGCGGCGCAGCAAGUGAACGCCAACCAGUGGUCGGUGGCGGACUUGCGGCCAAAUCACCAGAGACUGACGCGACACGCCAGCCUCGAGUCGAACGGAAACGUGCCGGCGGCAGGCGGCGGAACUGCCCAGUCCACCCCGACACAGCGGCAGUUGCCCCGGCAGAAUAGCCGGGAGCGGGAGGGAUGCCGUGUCAUGUAAGCAGUCUCCCUGCUCAGAUCUAGGACGUAAUACGCAAUACGUACUUUAUGUGCAUGUCUUUUGUAAAUUCGUGAUGAAAAGCGUUAUGUUGCUGUAACUUGUUGAAAUUUUCCGUUAAUUGUAAGCGAACGUACACACUCUCACAGGGCGGAGGAGAGCCGGACUGCAAGCCGAAGAGGAGGUGGGACAGAGCCAAUCCUC
Molecule: messenger RNA, 4672 nt
Organism: Drosophila bipectinata
Lineage: Eukaryota; Metazoa; Arthropoda; Insecta; Diptera; Drosophilidae
Gene: Rich
Product: Guanine nucleotide exchange factor subunit Rich
Biological process (GO): retrograde transport, endosome to Golgi; intracellular protein transport
Cellular component (GO): cytosol; Golgi membrane; Ric1-Rgp1 guanyl-nucleotide exchange factor complex
Molecular function (GO): protein binding
Source: RefSeq, a predicted model, not a curated record